UUUGAAGAAAACAUUCUAGAUGCUUGCCUGUUCCUGAUGGACAAGGCAGAAUUGGAGCUCUCCGGGCGUGGAAACCCGAUCAAAAUCUGCCGUGUUGCCUCUGCAGUGAUCAACUCCAGGGAUGAUAACGGUGUGAUUGCUGGAUCCUGGGACAAUACGUACACUUACGGAGUCGCACCUUCAGCCUGGACGGGAAGCGUGGACAUUCUCUUGGAGUAUUACAGUUCUAAGCAACCUGUGCGAUACGGCCAGUGCUGGGUCUUUGCCGGUGUCUUCAACACAUUUCUGAGGUGCUUGGGGAUACCUGCAAGACUUGUUACCAACUAUUCUUCUGCCCAUGAUAACAACGCCAAUUUACGGAUGGACUUCUUUCUGGAUGAUGAAGGGAAAGUGGACACGAAAAUUACAAAAGACUCUGUCUGGAACUAUCAUUGCUGGAAUGAAGCUUGGAUGACCAGACCCGAUCUUCCUGUUGGUUUUGGAGGAUGGCAGGUUGUUGAUGGGACACCCCAAGAAACCAGUGAUGGUAUGUACAGGUGUGGCCCAGCCUCAGUUCAAGCCAUUAAACAUGGUCAUGUUUGCUUCCAAUUUGAUGCUCCUUUUGUCUAUGCUGAGGUGAAUAGUGAUAUUGUUUACUCAAGAAGGGAGAAAAAUGGAACCCAAGUGAUAGAAAAAAUUGACACAACACAUAUUGGGCAGCUGAUUGUGACCAAGCAAGUUGGUGGUGAUGGAAUGAUGGAGAUUACUGAGGAGUACAAGUUCCAAGAAGGCUCGAGGGAGGAGAGAUUGGCUCUUGAGACCGCAGUGAUGUAUGGCGUUAAAAAGCAAACUGCCCAAGAUACUAUGUAUCAGCCACAGACAGAUGUUGACAUGGACUUCCACGUGCAAAAAGCAGUCCUUGGGAGUGACUUUAAAGUCACUAUAACUUUCAGGAACAAAAGUCACAACUACUACACUGCUACUACAUACCUUUCAGGCAACAUAGUGUUUUAUACAGGAGUCACAAAAAACGAAUACUCUUUCAGUGCAAAACUGGAACCGUCUUCAUCCAGCACUUUCGAAGUCGUGGUCAAAUCAAGCGAGUACCUGAGUGACCUGCUGGACCAAGCCUCCUUUCAUUUCUUUGUGACAGCUCGGAUCAAUGAAACGGGGAAAAUACUGGCCAAGCAGAAGGCAACGGUCCUGGAAAUUCCCGCCCUGCAGAUCAAGACCCAAGGUGAGACAGUAGCUGGUAAAGAAAUGUCUGUGACUGUGGAAUUCACCAAUCCUCUGAAACAAACCCUGGAAAAUGUCACACUGCGCCUUGAGGGACCUGGCGUGCUGAGAACAAUGAAAAAGGAGUUCAG
This is a messenger RNA of Pterocles gutturalis (yellow-throated sandgrouse), 1346 nucleotides long. It is a transcript of the gene F13A1, whose product is annotated as coagulation factor XIII, A1 polypeptide. The transcript has 9 exons. Gene Ontology annotation, molecular function: protein-glutamine gamma-glutamyltransferase activity. NCBI's taxonomy places the organism in Eukaryota, Metazoa, Chordata, Aves, Pterocliformes, Pteroclidae. The annotation marks the transcript as partial. The record is from RefSeq and is a predicted model, not a curated record. Gene Ontology annotation, biological process: peptide cross-linking; blood coagulation, fibrin clot formation.